AUGCGGGCACACAACGCAGUAUGGAUCUUCGCGCCAGUGGUGGGGAAUCGAUACGCGCGUUGGUAUGCAAGCUUUCGUCAAACUCUACCUGAAUUGGAGCGGCGGACGCGUGACACAACCUUCUUGUGUGGCCGUGGCGGUGAUAAAAUUUGGGACGCUUGGCGUGACAUUGGGGCUGAGGAACGCGCACGUCUAAUCCAAGCAGCACCGGAUUCCAGUUUCCCCAAUGCUACGUACGGCAUCAUGGACGAACACCACUACGGCCAAGAAGACUACGGCCAAGAUGGCCACCGCCAAAACGACUACGGCCAAGACGACUACGGCCAAGAAGACUGUGGUCACAACCUACAAACACGAUUCGCAGAGAUGGAGCGCGCACGUAACAACUACUACACAGUGCUGAUCAAAGAGCAGGAUCUCCGAAUCCACGCAGCUUACAAUGGCGGGAAUAUGGUCGGUAUUAUCGAAGCUGCUGUGGCCGGUGCGCAGAACGCGGUCGUCUUGACCAGAAUCAAGGACAAACAUAAGACAGUGGAGGACGCGUUUUCCGCCGUCCCACUUCGCCUGGACGAUGUACUGGCGGUUCUAAUGGGAACCGCUCAGUUCGAACCGGACCCUGAGUACGAUCAACCCGAUCCAAGGUUUGCUGCGGCGCGGAUUAGACGCGCAAAACGACGAUAUAAUGAUACCAAAAGCGCCUUGUACAAGCUUUGUGUUGAGCUUGGAGCGGAUGAACCUGGUGAGAUCGUCAUCGGGAAUCGUACGAGCCGAUUCUUUGGGAGAGUUUAA
Messenger RNA from Phytophthora sojae, 789 nucleotides. RefSeq lists its product as hypothetical. The transcript is spliced from 3 exons. The record is from RefSeq and is a predicted model, not a curated record. The coding region runs from base 1 to 789 and encodes 262 amino acids. NCBI's taxonomy places the organism in Eukaryota, Oomycota, Peronosporomycetes, Peronosporales, Peronosporaceae.